This is a messenger RNA of Adineta steineri, 1212 nucleotides long. The record is from the annotation of a GenBank genome assembly. Lineage: Eukaryota; Metazoa; Rotifera; Eurotatoria; Adinetida; Adinetidae.
AUGCAAUUACGUGUUCUUACAUUGAAUAUUUGGGGUGUUCAUUAUGUUUCAAAAUUGAUUAGUCAACGUAUUCAAGCUUUAAUUGAACAUUUAAUAGAUCCUGAUACAAAUUAUGAUAUUAUUGGAUUACAAGAAGUUUGGAGUAAAAAAGAUUUUAUUUAUUUACGUGAUCAAUUAAAAAUUAUAUAUCCACAUAGUUAUUAUUUUUUAAGUGGUCUUAUUGGUUCAGGAUGUUGUAUGUUUUCAAAAUAUCCAAUUAUUGGAGUCUAUGAACAUCGUUAUACUUUAAAUGGUUUUCCACAUAAAAUUCAACAUGGUGAUUGGUUUUGUGGUAAAUUAAUUGGUCUAUGUAAAAUUCUUGUUAAUGGAAAGAUUGUCAAUGUAUAUAAUACACAUUUACAUGCCAAUUAUCAUCAUGUUAUACCAAAAGAUAUUUAUUUAGGACAUCGUGUAUGCCAAGCAUAUGAAUUAAUUCAAUUUAUUGAAAGUACAUCAUCAGCUGAUACAACAGAUUUAACAAUUCUUUUAGGUGAUCUCAAUUUAACAACUCAAGAUUUAGGUUUUAAACUUAUUCGAGGUAUUCUUCAAUUAAAUGAUUCAUUUCUUCAUCGUAUUAAUAAAGAUGUUUUUGAUCCAACUGUUGGUAAUAAUGGUUUAACAUGUGAUUUACUUGAUAAUCCAUAUGUUACUCCACAUCCUUAUCAAGGUGAAGGUGAACGAAUUGAUUAUAUUCUCUAUCGAUCACGAAAUGAUAAUGUUAAAUGUCUUGAAGCAUAUCCAACAUUACAUAAGGUACCAAAUAAUCCAGCUGGACUUCAUUAUUCUGAUCAUUUGGCUAUUUAUGCUUUAUUUGAAAUUGAUGAAAAAAUUCCAGAAAAAAAUUCCAUUUCACAUAAAAAUAUUGAAAUACUUGAUGAAGAAACCCAAAAUGAUCUUCGUGCAGCUUGUAUUAUUGUUCAACAAUCAAUUCAACGUGCACAACGUCAUAGAUUAUUUUGUAUUUUAGCAGUUAUGAUUCUCAUAUUUCUCUUAUUCUCAUUUAAUAAUUAUUUAUUUACAAUAUUAAUUAUUUUUAAAAAUCUUUUUUCUCUUAUUUGUAUCGCAAUUUGUAUUUGGUUCAUAGGCUUAGGCAAACCUGUUGAACGAAAUGCAUUAAGUUCAAUACAUAAUGCAAUGCAUUUACGCUUACGUUUAUCUCAAUUUACUUAUUAA